Orycteropus afer afer is the source of this 498-nucleotide messenger RNA. RefSeq names its product urocortin 3 (gene UCN3). The transcript has a single exon. Gene Ontology annotation, molecular function: hormone activity; corticotropin-releasing hormone receptor 2 binding. Gene Ontology annotation, cellular component: extracellular region. Gene Ontology annotation, biological process: adenylate cyclase-activating G protein-coupled receptor signaling pathway; cellular response to nutrient levels; hormone-mediated signaling pathway. Lineage: Eukaryota; Metazoa; Chordata; Mammalia; Tubulidentata; Orycteropodidae. The record is from RefSeq and is a predicted model, not a curated record. Bases 1 to 498 code for a protein of 165 amino acids.
AUGCUGAUGCCAGCCCACUUCCUGCUGUUACUGCUGUUGCUCCUAGGGACCCCAAGUGCAGGCCUCUCCCAUAAGUUCUACAAAGCUGAGUCCAUCUUCAGCUGCAUCAAUGCAGCCCUGUCUGAAACCAAAAAGAGCCAGUUGGAGGAUGAACCUCUACUGAGUAAGAGAAACUUCCACUAUCUGCCUAGCCAAGACUCAUCUUCAGGAGCAGAGGAAGAGGAAAAAAAUGAGGACAAGGAGAAAAGGACCUUUCAUGGUUCUGGAGGUGGGGGUGGAGGUGGAAGUACCCGGUACAAAUCCCUGUCCCAAGCACAGCUCAAGGGGAAGCUCUACCAGGACAAGGCCAAGAGUGAUCGACGUACCAAGUUCACUCUGUCCCUCGACGUCCCCACUAAUAUCAUGAAUAUCCUCUUCAACAUUGCCAAGGCCAAAAACUUGCGAGCCAAGGCAGCAGCCAAUGCCCACCUGAUGGCACAGAUUGGGCGGAAGAAGUAG